Messenger RNA from Daphnia pulex (common water flea), 762 nucleotides. RefSeq names its product rho GTPase-activating protein 17-like. The record is from RefSeq and is a predicted model, not a curated record. Bases 1 to 762 code for a protein of 253 amino acids. The transcript is spliced from 2 exons. NCBI's taxonomy places the organism in Eukaryota, Metazoa, Arthropoda, Branchiopoda, Diplostraca, Daphniidae.
AUGGCCUCGCAGGCGGCCGAAUGGUACAGCAAUAGCUCCAGCAAGCUAAUGACGGCUCCUUCGUGGUACAGCUGUGGAGGUGGACCCUCUCCAUAUCAGCCGUCAUCCGUCGGAGGAGCUUGGAGCGGCCAGCCGCCGCCUCAUCAACACAACAACCGGCCGCAUACCGAACUGCCCAAUUUGGCCGCCCUCGGAUCGUCUCUGGGACUGACUGGAGCCACGGCAGGUAGUCCGGCUCCACCUGGCGCCACUCAACUGGGAAUGGGGGCCCUCAAUUUGGGAGCUCUUCCGGGCGGAUCGGCUCUAGUUGCCGCUCUCAGUUCGGCCGCUAUGAGCUCGGCGACUCUCAACACGGCCGCCAAUUGGAGUGGAUUGUUCAACAGCCUGCAGGGACCUCAGGCUCCUCCUCCUCAACAACAGCAGCAACAACAACCGCAGGAUGGAUCCGGAGGUCCUGGUAGUUACCCGACGGCUCAACAGCAUCAACAACAGCAGCAGCAUCAAGCCAUGGUCUCGGUUGGCAUGCCGUUACCGGCUCCUAACAACGGUCCCGGUGGAGGAGCUUCGGGACUACUGGGAUGGGGAGAAAGUCCCGGUCCAGUGACGGUGGCUACACCCAGUGGCGUCCAACAACAGCAGCAACAGCCUCAACAGACAGGCACUCCGCAGUCGCAGCAACAGCAGCAACAACAGCAACAGGCUCCUUGGGGUCAGACUGGCUUGAACAUGUCUUCGGGGCCAAAAACAUUUGAGUUGAGAUAA